Equus quagga is the source of this 590-nucleotide messenger RNA. Its product is annotated as DNA dC->dU-editing enzyme APOBEC-3G-like. The transcript has 3 exons. Gene Ontology annotation, cellular component: cytoplasm; P-body; nucleus. Gene Ontology annotation, molecular function: zinc ion binding; cytidine deaminase activity; RNA binding. Lineage: Eukaryota; Metazoa; Chordata; Mammalia; Perissodactyla; Equidae. Gene Ontology annotation, biological process: DNA cytosine deamination; defense response to virus; cytidine to uridine editing. The annotation marks the transcript as partial. The record is from RefSeq and is a predicted model, not a curated record.
GCAUCAUAGGAGGACGACACCGGCAGUGAGCCGGCAAGGAGCAGAGGACGCAGAGCCAAAGACAGUGAAGGGACUGCGACAUGGAGGGCAGUGCAGCGCCCAUGGCCAGACGCCUGAUGGACAAAGACGCCUUCACUAAGAACUUCAAGAAUGUGAACUGGCCACGCAAGACCUACUUGUGCUAUGAGAUGGAGCUCCCGGAUGGCGACUCCAGGGUCCCGCCAGACCAGCACAAGGGCGUCCUGCGCAACAAGGGUGCUCACAUGCCCGGGAGACCCCGCCACGCAGAGAUGUGCUUCCUGGACCUGAUCUCUUCUUGGAACCUGGACCAGGAGCUGUGCUACAGAGUCACCUGUUUCAUCUCCUGGAGCCCCUGCGCUGACUGUGCUCAGAGAUUGGCUGAGUUCCUGCGGGAGAACAGCCACCUGAGCCUGCGCAUCUUCGCUUCCCGCAUCUACACCAAGGGAGACUAUGAAGACUACAGGGCGGGACUGCGCACCCUGCAGGCGGCUGGGGCCCAAAUCGCCAUCAUGACCUCAAAAGGUCAGCACUCCUGUUCUGGGGAUGGGGCCAGGGGCAGGGAGAAACCU